AUGGAGUACAGAAAUGGCGUGAUCAUUCUUCUACUAGUGUUUCUCUGGAGCACUAGUACUACUACUUCAUGUUCCAUCGCCAAGACUCUACCAGGUUUCGACGGCAAUCUCCCUUUCAAGCUCGAAACAGGGUACGUAGGUGUAGGCGAAACGGAGGAUGUGGAGCUGUUUUAUUAUUUUGUCGAGUCUCAAAGUGAUCCAUCCAAUGAUCCCCUCCUGCUUUGGCUCAAUGGAGGUCCUGGUUGUUCUACCUUCGUUGCUUUUUUCUACGCAAAUGGACCAUUAUCUUUUGAUUCUAAUUACGUUGGGAAAUUACCAACACUCAAGUUGAACCCAUACACGUGGACAAAGUUCCUCAACGUACUAUAUAUAGAUUCACCAGUUGGUACUGGAUUUUCUUACUCAAAAAGCCCCCAAGGAUACUAUUCCGACGACCAAAAAGCAGCCGCGGAUAUCUACGAAUUCCUACAAAAGUGGUUGAUCAAUCACCCCAAGUUCGCAAAAAAUCGACUUUACGUCGGUGGUGCUUCAUAUUCGGGCAUUCCUACUCCAGUUAUUGUUCAAAAAAUAUAUGACGGCAAUGAAGUCGGACGCAAGCCAUUCAUGAAUAUCAAAGGGUAUGUACUUGGGAGCCCAAAGACGGAUUCUUAUCUUGAUGCUAAUUCAAGAGUUCCAUUUGCACACCGUUUGACGCUUAUCUCAGAUGAACUCUAUGAGUCAGCCAAAACAAGUUGUAAUAGCGAUUACGUCAACAUUGAUCCAAGAAACGAACAAUGCCUAACAGAUGUUGCAGCUAUCAAUGAAUUACUCAGUGGAAUCUAUUAUUCUCAAGUUUUGCUCCCUGCCUGCACCAGUGGCUCUAACUCUAAGAAACCAAAUACUAAUUAUUACACAGACGACGGGGACCAAAGAAUUUUCAUGAAAACUUCCAAGAAUUUUCUCCAAGAGCUCUGGUGUCGAGAUCACAAAUUUUCGAUCGUUGGACUCUGGGCAAAUGAUCCGACCGUUCAAGAAGCUCUUCACAUUAGAGAGGGAAGCAAAAGGCACUGGGAACUAUGCAACUCAAGCUUAGCAUACACGAUGAAUAUCCCAAGUACUAUCGACUAUCAUCAGAAUCUCACUAACACAAACCUUCGAGCUCUCAUAUACACGUCUGAUCAUGAUUUGGAAAUACCACACAUAGGUACCCAAGAGUGGAUAAGGUCUUUGAAUUUGACUUUGGACUACCCUUGGCGUCCAUGGUUUAUUGAUGCUCAAGUUGUAGGAUACACAGUGAGGUAUAUAAACAAUGAUUUCUACAUGACAUAUUCAAGUGUUAAGGGAGCUGGUCACGUAGCUGACGAGUACAAGCCGAAGGAGGCCUAUGCAAUGAUUGAAAGAUGGUUCUCGUAUUACCCUCUCUAA
Messenger RNA from Corylus avellana, 1404 nucleotides. Lineage: Eukaryota; Viridiplantae; Streptophyta; Magnoliopsida; Fagales; Betulaceae. The record is from RefSeq and is a predicted model, not a curated record.